This is a messenger RNA of Diversispora eburnea, 1275 nucleotides long. NCBI's taxonomy places the organism in Eukaryota, Fungi, Glomeromycota, Glomeromycetes, Diversisporales, Diversisporaceae. The record is from the annotation of a GenBank genome assembly.
AUGUCGUCUUACGCAAAAACAUCUAUUAAAAAAUCCGAUAAAGUCGCUCAUUUCCAACAAGAUGUAUGGUCUAUUUUCACACCACUUGCUGCUCAACUCAAUGCCAUAAAUUUAGGACAAGGCUUUAUGAAUUUUCCACCAGAAGAAUUUAUUAAAGAAGCUGCCCGAAAUGCUAUUUCAAUAGACGAAUGCCAUCAAUAUAGUCAUCCAAAAGGUAGAUUGCACACACGACAAGCGUUGGCAAAAACUUAUGGACCCUUAUUUAAUCGAACUUUAGAUCCUGAAUCUGAAAUAAUAACUACUGCGGGUGCAAAUGAAGGAUUAUAUUCAAUUUUUGCUGGAUUUAUAAAUGAAGGAAAUGAAGUUAUUUUAAUUGAACCUUUCUUUGAUCAGUACAUUUCAAAUAUUACUAUGAAUGGUGGCGUCCCCGUGUACGUUCCAUUAAAACCAUACGGAGAUGCUAGCAAGAUAAUGUCUUCACGUGAUUGGAAAUUGGAUAUUAAUGAACUUCGAUCUAAAGUCACACCAAAAACGAAACUCAUUGUUUUUAAUACACCACAUAAUCCGGUGGGAAAAGUAUUUUCCAAAGAAGAGAUGGAAGAAAUUGCUCAAGUAGCGAGAGAGUUUAAUUUAUUGUUAGUGAGUGAUGAAGUGUAUGAUCGACUUUAUUAUAAACCAGAUGUACACGAGCGUAUUGCGAAUCUUCCAGGGAUGUGGGAACGAACUAUUACUGUUGGAAGCGGUGGAAAAACUUUUGGUACAACUGGAUGGCGUGUUGGUUGGUUAAUUGGUCAUAAAGAAUUAAUAGCGACCGCACUUGCUGCUCAUACUAGAGUUGUAUUUUGUGUAAAUUCGCCACUUCAGGAAGCUUUGGCUGUAUCAUUAGAAUGUGCAGAAACGAAUGAUUAUUAUGAAAAUAAUAUUGCAAAGUAUGAAGCAAAACGUGAGAAAUUAUGUACAGCUUUAUCAGAUGCUGGACUUCCAUAUACCAUUCCACAGGGUAGUUACUUUAUUCUUGCUAAUUCAGCAAAAAUUCAAGUUCCCGAAGAUUACGAAUUUCCCGAAAUAAUUAAGAAAAGACCCAGAGAUUUUAAAGUAUGUUAUUGGAUGGCCAAAGAAAUUGGAGUAGUAGCAAUUCCACCAAGUGAAUUUUAUUGUGAAGAAAAUAGAUAUCUCGCAAAAGAUUAUGUGAGAUUUGCAUUUUGUAAGACGGAUGAAACUUUGGAUGCGGCCGCAAAAGCUUUAUUAAAAUUAAGAAAUUAUAUUAAACAAUGA